This is a messenger RNA of Trichomonas vaginalis G3, 528 nucleotides long. RefSeq lists its product as uncharacterized. The transcript has a single exon. The annotation marks the transcript as partial. The record is from RefSeq and is a predicted model, not a curated record. Lineage: Eukaryota; Parabasalia; Trichomonadida; Trichomonadidae.
AUGUACAGAAUAGACGUUUCAGAUUUUUAUGACUUCCAAGCGUUCAGAAAUAUGUGUCCAUUUAGAGACUAUAACAAAGCAGUCGAGAAUUUGAAACGUUUAGUCAUUUAUGUCGACUCUGCCCCAGAAUGUUAUGUUAUGAAAGAAUGGGAUGUUGUCUUUAACAAACCAAGAGCAACCAUAGUUUCAGAACAAGAAUGUAGACAGAAACUUAAGAAAAUAAAAGUUGUACAAGUUGGCAUGAAGAUGUUAGAUGCUUGGGAUAUCUUAUUGUCAAAGUUAGAAGAUUUUUCAGUUCGAGGUAUAAAGUUCUAUACACCAUCUCCAAACUUCUAUUCUAUCUUCACUGGAUAUAAAUACGAACAAGUAGAAUGGAAAGAAAAUGUUAUAGAAGCUUGGUUAGACCAUGUCAAAGAAAUUAUAUGCAAUGGAAACGAAAGAGUCUAUGAGUAUAUCUUAUGUUGGUUUGCAAACAUCUUACAAUAUCCAAGUGCUAAAAAUGAAACUGCUCUCAUUAUAAUUGGAAAA